CAUAAAUUAAAGUAGGGCCAUGAGCGGGCGUGCAUGUAGAUUGAUGGACCAGUCUUCACCAAAUCAAUUUUAAGGAGCCUAAUAAAAGGCCACCAAUAAAAGCAGCCACCAACAACCACAACUUGAAUAAACCUUCUCCUCUUAGGUUUAGGUUUAAAUUGGAGCUUUCGUUCAUUUUCUUCACCCCCAGGUCUUCCAAACCAGUUCUACAUUCUUGGCCGGUUGCUGGCCGGGGUAAUUCCGAAUCGCGAACAGCACUGGCGGUUCUCACACUCAUUAGUUCCGGGGUGGACAGGCUUCCGCUUCGAGGAGGGUAAGGUUCAUUGUCAUAUAUUGUUGCUAGGAAGUGAUUGAGUUGAAGCACACCCAGCACUGCAUAAGCGCCCCCAAAAUACUCCUUUCGGUCAUGCGUCCACCGUGCGUGGCUUAAAGGAUCUACAGACCAGCUAAUUUCAGUGCCCCUAUGGUCCAUUGGUGAGUCUCUUUCGCUAUCCCCGUAGAUGAUGACAUUCCUCCAGAUUCGCACCGGUGACAUGAAUCGACUGUCCUCACACCGAGGACAUAUCGGUCCAGAAGAGGAGGAAGAGGAAGAGGAAGAGGAUUGUGUUAACGUACAUGCAUGGUGCAUGGUACGCAUGCAUGGCACAUGCAUGCUCUCCGUAUUAUUCCGGCUGACUCGCACACAUAACAUAUCUCAUCCGUAUUUGUUGUACUUACUAGUUGUAUAUUCAAAUCAUUUUAAAUUAUUGUUGUAUCUUAUCCGAUUACAUAGGCCACAUGUUAGGCGAUAGGCUUGAGCUUCUUAAGCUAAUUAGUUACGUAGCUUUAUCGGUACAAUUCAAAUUGUAUAGCAUCGUGUAUUUAAACACCGUCAAGGGAAAUAAUACACUCACGUUGAAAUUCCAAUUUGGUAUCAGACGCAAGAUCUUUUCUUCCUCCUCCCAUGGCUUCCGCCAAAUCUCCUUCCUUUCAUCCCGCUCUCGCUCUCACAAAUAUAAAAAGUUUUAUUCCUAUUACACUCGAUCUCGAGAACGUGGAAUACUCAUCAUGGACCGAACUUUUUAAGAUCACAACCCGUGCCUACCAGGUUGAAGAUCACAUCUUCCCAGUUGAAACAACUACCUCGGCUGCCUCCACUUCCACCACACCACCCCCAGAACUCACCCCGGAGCAAGUUCUUGCCGCCGCCGCCGCCAAAGCUGAAUCCGAUGCACUAUGGAAACGACUCGAUGCCAUGGUGUUACAAUGGAUUUAUGGGACUAUUUCCCAUGAUCUUUUGCACACCAUUCUCGAGCCGGACUCUACAGCCAAAGCAGCAUGGGAUCGUCUGGCCGAUCUUUUUCUUGACAACAAAAACUCUCGGGCACUUCAUCUCGAGACGGAAUUCUCCAAUACCCGGUUGGAGAGUUUUCCGGAUAUUGCCUCGUAUUGCCAGACUCUCAAGACCCUAGCCACCAAAUUGUCUAACGUUGGUUCUCCCGUUAACAAUCAACGCUUGGUGUUACGUAUCGUGAAUGGUCUCCCUCCGGCCUAUGACUCGGUUGCUUCGAUCAUUCAACAAACCGUCCCUCUUCCUCCCUAUUCACAGGCCCGUUCCAUGCUCCUUCUUGAAGAGACUAGGAAGGCUCAACAACACACCUCAUCUCCUACUGCCUUGGUCCAUACCGGCACUCCGGCUCCUGUGCAACGACCGGAGGUUCAGCCUGGCCGUGCUCCACACCGCGGAAGGGGACGUGGGUCUUCACGUGGUGGUCGCAACCGUUCCUCCGGCACUUCUUCGGCAACCCCAACUGCCGGCCCGUGGCAGAUGCCGCCGUGGGGUUACUGGCCGCCCCCAUGGAGCAUCCCACCAUGCCCCUAUCCCUCUACUCCAUGGUCCGGACACCAAAGCUCGAGGCCUCCCUCUCCUGCGACCGGCAUACUUGGUCCACGGCCUCAACAAGCACACAUUGCCACCCCGUCUCCUACCGACAUCAACUCGGCCAUGGCUACCAUGUCGCUCACUCCUCCAGAUGACAACUGGUAUCUUGACACGGGGGCCACAU
Cuscuta epithymum is the source of this 2045-nucleotide messenger RNA. The record is from the annotation of a GenBank genome assembly. NCBI's taxonomy places the organism in Eukaryota, Viridiplantae, Streptophyta, Magnoliopsida, Solanales, Convolvulaceae.